AUGCUAAAGCGUCUCUUCCUUCUUCUCGCCGCGUCCCAAGCGGCAGCAGCAGCCUGCACAUCGCCAAGCGUGCGAGCACCUUGGACAUCUCUAACCGAAGCAGAACGAGAAUCCUACGUAAACGCGACGCUAUGCCUAAUGGACCCGACCCAAGCACCAGCCAAAGCAGGCACCUGGGGCUCGACGAGCCGAUGGGAGGAACUCCUCGCGGCGCAUAUCGCGCAGGUCCGAUACAUCCACACAGUCGGCGCGCUGUUUCCAUGGCAUCGCUGGUACACCAAGAUCCACGAGGACCUGCUCCGUAACGAAUGCGGCUUCGUCGGAGCAUACCCAUACUGGGACGAACAAGCAGACCAAGCCCUGCACCCCAUCCAAAACGCCAGCGUCUGGGACCAUCCCGCCUCAAACACAUCGGCCAUCCCCGCCUUCGGCACAGGCAGAACAGACGCGAACAACUGCAUCCUCGACGGCGCUUUCGCAGCCUACCGCGUACGCAUCACGACGCAACUAACCCGCUCCGAGCCGGGAACCUGCCUCACGCGCGGGCUGAACCAGACCGCCUUCGACACAGUAUCGCAGAAAAACACGGUGGACCCGUGCAUGGCCGUCCCGUCGGAUGAUUACGCCGAGAUGCUGAAUUGUCUGGGGAACGCGCCUCAUAGCGGUGGACAUCUCGGUGUGGGCGGUAUCAUGAGGGACCACGCUAGGUCGCCCGCGGACCCGAUCUUUUACCUCCACCACGCGAACCUCGACCGGUUGUGGUGGGAGUGGCAGACGGCCAACCUAUCCACCAGGCUGUAUGCCAUGGGCGGGCCCAAUGUUGCUAACGGGCAGAUCUUCAUCGACGCGCAGCCGGCUAUUCUGCCCCUCGAAGCCUUUGUGCCGUAUUUUGGUGACGGAGGGGACGCCACGACGUUGGAUCACGUCAUGUGGAUGCCUGGAUUGGCUGAGAACAUUACCAUACGGAAUGCGAUGGAUAUUCGGGAAGAGGCGAUGUGCUUUGAGUACGUGUGA
This is a messenger RNA of Colletotrichum karsti, 1014 nucleotides long. Its product is annotated as amino acid transporter. Bases 1 to 1014 code for a protein of 337 amino acids. The transcript is spliced from 5 exons. The record is from RefSeq and is a predicted model, not a curated record. NCBI's taxonomy places the organism in Eukaryota, Fungi, Ascomycota, Sordariomycetes, Glomerellales, Glomerellaceae. Gene Ontology annotation, molecular function: oxidoreductase activity.